Messenger RNA from Lodderomyces orthopsilosis Co 90-125, 1653 nucleotides. RefSeq lists its product as uncharacterized. The record is from RefSeq and is a predicted model, not a curated record. Gene Ontology annotation, molecular function: acetyl-CoA transmembrane transporter activity. Lineage: Eukaryota; Fungi; Ascomycota; Pichiomycetes; Serinales; Debaryomycetaceae. Gene Ontology annotation, cellular component: membrane. The coding region runs from base 1 to 1653 and encodes 550 amino acids. The transcript has a single exon.
AUGUCUACAAAACUGAGCUAUCCACUAGAAAUCGAUGGUUCUCUUGAUAAUACCCUCAAUUAUCGCCAUGCUGCAUUCGAAGAAGAGAAUGAUGGAUUACUACCAGUAUCCAAUCAAGACAUUAAAUUGAAACCACUAGUUACACCAAAGAAACCACCUCAACAAUCACAAUCACUAGCUCCACGUGACAGGAAAGCAUUUAUAAUACUUGUUUUGUUGUAUUUACUACAAGGUGUACCUGUGGGAUUAGCAUUUGGAUCGAUUCCAUUUAUUUUGAAAAGUAAAUUGACAUAUUCUGAAGUGGGGAUCUUCUCAUUAGCGGCAUAUCCAUAUUCUUUAAAAUUGUUAUGGUCGCCCUUUGUUGAUUCAAUGUAUUCAAGGAAAUUUGGAAGAAGAAAAUCUUGGAUUGUACCGAUUCAAACUAUAUCUGCAUUUAUUUUGAUGUAUUUAGGAUACAUUAUUGAUUCAUUAGUUGAUUCACCAAAACAACAUUUGAACACCAUUACAUUUUAUUUUUUUGUUUUGGUUUUAUGUUGUGCUACUCAAGAUAUUGCUGUUGAUGGAUGGGCGCUUACUUGCUUGUCACCAGAGAGUUUAUCUUAUGCGUCAACGGCACAAACUAUUGGAAUAAAUUGUGGAUAUUUUUCAAGUUUCACCAUUUUCUUAGCAUUGAGCUCACCUGAUUUCGCCAACAAGUAUUUACGUAAGGUACCGCAAAGCCAAGGAUUAUUCACAUUGGGCCAGUACUUGACAUUUUGGGGAUGGAUGUAUUUGAUCAUCACGGGACUAUUAUUGUUAAUUCCUGAGGAUCCACCCCAUUUGGUCGACUUAAACAAAGAUCGAAUGGCGAGAGAAAAAGGGGUUCAUAACACAAAUAAAUGGUUACAGUUACGCCAAGUAUUUGAAUCAAUGUAUGAAGUGCUAAAAUUACCCAAUGUACAAACAUUUGUUGUUAUUUUAUUAUUGGCAAAACUAGGAUUUCAAGCCAAUGAAGCAGGAACAAAUUUAAAAUUGUUGGAAAAGGGACUCUCAAAGGAGGAUUUGUCAAUUACUGUGCUUAUUGAUUUCCCAUUUGAAAUGAUAUUUGGAUACUAUGCUGGAAGAUGGUCAACUGGUAAAGCACCUUUGAGACCAUGGCUUUGGGGCUUCAUUGGCAGACUAGUUGCUGCAUCGUUAGCACAGUUGAUUGUAUAUUUUUUCCCCCUGAAUGGUCGAGUGACAAAAUCAUAUUUCUUGAUGAUUAUUUUGCAGCAUUUACUUGGCUCAUUCAUGUCAACGAUUCAAUUUGUUUCCCUUUGCGCAUUUCAUACCAAGAUUGCUGAUCCAGCAAUUGGUGGUACUUAUAUGACAACCCUCAAUACAUUGUCCAACUAUGGUGGUACUUGGCCCCGCAUUUUUAUUUAUUUCCUUAUUGACAAAAUUACUUUAGCUAAAUGUAAUCUAGGUCCCGGUCGUCAUAUUAUGAUCAAUUCAGAAGAAGAAAGAGAGCAAUGCACACGUGCUAAAGGUGAAUUAGUCAUGAUUCGUGAUGGGUAUCUUUAUACAAAUGCAUUGUGUAUCACAUUGGGAAUUCUUAUUUUACUUUGGGUUAAAAAGAAAGCGACUCAUUUGCAAAGUUUACCAAAUAGCGCAUGGAGAGUAAAGAAGGACUAG